Dendronephthya gigantea is the source of this 890-nucleotide messenger RNA. RefSeq names its product DNA polymerase epsilon subunit 4-like. Lineage: Eukaryota; Metazoa; Cnidaria; Anthozoa; Malacalcyonacea; Nephtheidae. Gene Ontology annotation, molecular function: protein heterodimerization activity. Gene Ontology annotation, cellular component: nucleus; epsilon DNA polymerase complex. The record is from RefSeq and is a predicted model, not a curated record. The transcript is spliced from 4 exons. The coding region runs from base 49 to 372 and encodes 107 amino acids.
CCCGUGGCGGGAAAUAUUCGCGGAAUAAAAUCAAGCAACAUCUUCAACAUGGAGGAUGAGACAAAAGGAAGCGAACAACAAGCGAAUAUUUCACAAGAAGGAAAUGAAGAGAGAGUUAAUAUUUUUAAAUCUACCAAAUUUCCACAAACUAGAGUUCGUAAUAUGAUGAAAAUGGAUGGUGAUCUACAUUUAGCUAGUCAAGAAUCGGUGUUUCUCGUAUGCAAAGCUGUGGAAUUGUUUGUUGAACACUUGGCAAAGGAGGCAUAUGAAAGAACUGCACAAGGAAAAAGAAAAACAAUACAAAAGAAAGAUCUUGAUAGUUGUGUAGAUGAAAAUGAUGAACUAGCAUUUUUACAAGGAGUGUUAGAGUGAUAAUUGCAGGAAAACACCAAAGCUCUCAAGAGAGAAUCCAAGAGUACUGCGUAGUACCUAUUUGUUACUGUAGUCUGUCAUCCUAAUGUUUAUUAUAGUCACUGUUUAACCUUUCAAGCAGCAACUGAACUUUGAAUUUUGAAAAAAAAACGUUUGCAUUUCUGAGAACAACUAUAUAUGAAGAAAUUAGAAUUCAAAACCUAAUCAAGAUGGCUUAUUUGGAUCAUGCAAGAAAUUUUUGUAUCAUACUUGUAUCAUACUAGGUAAAGCCUUCACAGAGUGCAACAAAAACGGGAAUAGAUAUAAUUACGACACUCCACAUUCCAAAUUGCUGGUUAAUGCAGCGUUAGACUAGGCAAUGCAAUUCUACACAAUCAAAAUUUUUCAUGGGUAGAUCCUACAUACAGUAAAUCAUAGAGAAAUUCAUGACAAGUGACAGGGGAAAAAUGUAAAUACAGUUUUAUAGUUUUCCCAUAUUCACAUACAGUAUGUAAGUGCAGUUGUACCAAUUGAAAAAU